AUGAGCGCAUCAGGGAACAAGGCGGUGCUGAUAGGUGUGAGCGGUGUAUCAUCGUCAGGAAAGACAACUCUCGCCCGGCUGCUCAGAGAUAUCGUGCCGAACACAUUCAUUCUGCACGAAGACGACUUCUACAAGACAGACCAAGAGAUACCGGUCAACGAAGAUGGAGUACAAGACUGGGACUGCCUCGGAUCACUUGACUUGGACUUGCUAGAGCAGGCUCUCGACUUUAUCAAAACGCAUGGAUAUCUACCGCCAAAUCUAGAGUCCAAGGAGGACAAGAAUGCUGUGGGUGAAUCUGGAGUCGACAGACAACGGGUGGCAGAACUCAAAAAAGCAGCGCGCAAACAGCUGGACGUAAAGUCUGAUGUGCCGGUCUUCAUUAUUGAUGGGUUCCUGCUCUUCUCACAAGACAUGCGACACAUCCGAGAACUGUUCGACAUCAAACUAUUCCUCCGAGCGGAUCACAAGACGGUCAAGCAACGACGAGAAGCCAGAACAGGCUAUGUCACGUUGGAAGGGUUCUGGGAGGAUCCGCCCGGUUACGUUGAUUCUGUGGUUUGGGCAAACUAUGCCAAGGACCAUGGCUUUCUGUUCGAGGAUGGAGAUGUAGAGGGCAAGUUGAAAGACGACCUCUGCGAAGAGUUGAGGAUCGAUACGGCGCCUCUGCAAGUACAAGGCAACAUGACGGCAUGUGUAGACUGGGCCUUUGACAGGAUACUGAGUCACUUGUCUAAAAGAACAGCAGGGGACUAG
Aureobasidium uvarum is the source of this 756-nucleotide messenger RNA. Lineage: Eukaryota; Fungi; Ascomycota; Dothideomycetes; Dothideales; Saccotheciaceae. The record is from the annotation of a GenBank genome assembly.